This is a messenger RNA of Cajanus cajan (pigeon pea), 4654 nucleotides long. Lineage: Eukaryota; Viridiplantae; Streptophyta; Magnoliopsida; Fabales; Fabaceae. The record is from RefSeq and is a predicted model, not a curated record.
ACAGGUGCAGAUCAUAAUGGUUGAGUUGCAAAUCAUCAGUGAUGUUGCUUCUUCCUCUAACUCUUCUUCUAUGGUGUCUUCAAAAAAAUAUGAAGUUUUUCUAAGCUUUCGUGGUGAGGACACCCGCAUGAACUUCACAAGCCAUCUUCAUGAAGCUUUGAAGAAAAAGGAAGUUGAAACCUUUAUAGACUAUGAGCUUAGAAAGGGAGAUGAAAUCUCACCAGCACUCAUCCAAGCCAUAGGAAAUUCUCUUGUAUCUAUUGUCAUCCUCUCACCAAACUAUGCUUCCUCAAAAUGGUGCUUGGAAGAACUCAGCAAGAUUUUAGAAUGUAGGAAAAAGCAAGGACAAAUGGUGAUACCUGUAUUUUACAAUAUAGAUCCAUCCCAUGUGAGGAAGCAAACUGGAAGCUAUGAGCAAGCCUUUGCAAAACAUAAGGAAGAAUCCAAUUACAACAAAUGGAAAGCUUCUCUCAAUGAAAUAGCCAAUUUAGCUGGGUGGGACUCUCAAAAUAGGACUGAAUCAGAACUCCUUAAGGAAAUUGUUGGAGACGUUUUGCAAAAAUUGACUCCUACUUACCGAAACCAACUUAAAGGUCUGGUAGGAAUUGAGGACAAUUAUGAAGAAAUUGAAUCAUUACUGAAAAUUGAGUCAACUGAAGUUAUAACCAUUGGAAUAUGGGGUAUGGGUGGCAUAGGAAAGACCACCCUAGCUACUACUUUGUAUGCAAGAUUAUCUCCUUGUUUUGAAGGUUUUUGUUUCCUGAAAAAUGUAAGGGAAAAUUCAAGCAGCCAUAAUGGACUUGAAGCUUUACAUAACAAACUUUUCGCCAAGUUGUUGGAGAUCGAAAAUCAUUGUUUUGAUAUGAAUUUUGUGAGGCGUAAGCUUAAACAUAAAAAGGUUUUCAUUGUGUUGGAUGAUGUGGACACCUUACAACAAUUAGAAUAUCUAGUUGAAGAUUAUGAUUUGUUGGGGCCAGGAAGCAGAGUCAUUGUUACAACUAGAAAUAAACAAAUUUUUAGUCUAGUUGAUGAAGUAUAUGAGGUCAAGGAAUUGAGCUAUGAUCAAUCUCUUCAACUUUUUUGUUUGACUGUUUUUGGAGAAAAACAACCUAAACAUGGAUAUGAAGAUCUUUCAAGAAGUGUAGUUUCCUAUUGCAAAGGCGUUCCUUUGGCUUUAAAAGUUAUAGGUGCAAGUCUUCGUCGAAGAAGUGAAGAGGUUUGGGAAAGUGAAUUGAGAAAGCUCCAAAAGAUCCCAAAUAUGCAAAUUCAUGACAUUUUAAAAUUGAGUUAUGAUGGCUUAGAUCGUUCUCAAAAAAACAUCUUUUUAGACAUUGCCUGCUUACUGAAAGGAGAAAACAAGAAUUUUGUAACAAGUCUACUAGAAGCUUGUGGUUUCUUUGCAGUUUCUGGAAUCGAAGUCCUUUUGGACAAAGCUCUUAUAACAAUUUCAAAUUACAAUUUGAUAGAAAUGCAUGACUUGAUACAACAAAUGGGUCAAGAAAUUGUUCAUCAAGAAUCCAUCAAAGAUCCUGGAAGACGAAGUCGAUUAUGGAAACAUGAUGAAGUGUAUGAAGUAUUGAAAUAUAACAAGGAAACCACCAACACAACCAAAUUCAUCACACCCAAGCAACCCAACCUAGUCAUUGUUACAACUAGAAAUAAACAAAUUUUUAGUCUAGUUGAUGAAGUAUAUGAGGUCAAGGAAUUGAGCUAUGAUCAAUCUCUUCAACUUUUUUGUUUGACUGUUUUUGGAGAAAAACAACCUAAACAUGGAUAUGAAGAUCUUUCAAGAAGUGUAGUUUCCUAUUGCAAAGGCGUUCCUUUGGCUUUAAAAGUUAUAGGUGCAAGUCUUCGUCGAAGAAGUGAAGAGGUUUGGGAAAGUGAAUUGAGAAAGCUCCAAAAGAUCCCAAAUAUGCAAAUUCAUAACAUUUUAAAAUUGAGUUAUGAUGGCUUAGAUCGUUCUCAAAAAAACAUCUUUUUAGACAUUGCCUGCUUACUGAAAGGAGAAAACAAGAAUUUUGUAACAAGUCUACUAGAAGCUUGUGGUUUCUUUGCAGUUUCUGGAAUCGAAGUCCUUUUGGACAAAGCUCUUAUAACAAUUUCAAAUUACAAUUUGAUAGAAAUGCAUGACUUGAUACAACAAAUGGGUCAAGAAAUUGUUCAUCAAGAAUCCAUCAAAGAUCCUGGAAGACGAAGUCGAUUAUGGAAACAUGAUGAAGUGUAUGAAGUAUUGAAAUAUAACAAGGGAACUGAUGAUGUUGAAGGGAUAAUUUUUAAUUUGGAUACAUUAACUGAGGAUUUGUGUUUGAGCUCUGAUUUCCUUGCAAAGAUGCCCAGAUUUUGUCUCGAGUCUUUGCCGUCUAACUUUUGUGCUGAACAACUUGUAGAGCUUGACUUGUCUUUGAGCAAGGUUAAAAGGCUUUGGGAUGGGGUUCAGGAUCUUUCGAAUUUAAAGACAAUUCUCUUAUAUGACUUUCCAGGGCUGGUUGAGAUUCCGGACUUAUCUAUGGCAAGAAAACUUGAACGUAUUUCUCUUAUUGAUUGUAUAAGUUUGCGUGAGCUCCAUCCGUCCAUCACGUCUCUCCCUAAGCUAACAGAGUUGGAGUUAAUUCGAUGGAGAUUCGAUUGUGUGGCCCAGUUUAUCUUACCUGUUGAGAGAUACAUAGAGAUCUUAAAAGGAUAUGUCAAGAAUAAGUACCGGCCAGAAGCUUCUAUUAUGGAGAGGUACAUUGCAAAAGAAGCCAUUGAGUUUUAUUCAGGGUACAUGUCAAAAUCAGAACCAGUAGGAAUUCCUAAGACUCGACAUGAUGGAAAACAUUUUGGUAAGGGGCUGGUUGAGAUUCCGGACUUAUCUAUGGCAAGAAAACUUGAACGUAUUUCUCUUAUUGAUUGUAUAAGUUUGCGUGAGCUCCAUCCGUCCAUCACGUCUCUCCCUAAGCUAACAGAGUUGGAGUUAAUUCGAUGUUCAAAAAUUGAUAUCCUUAAAGUUCAUUCAAAAUCUCUUUGUAAACUUAGCAUCUUUGAUUGUUCAUCUCAUCUCAAGGAAUUCUCAAUUACAUCGAAGGAAAUGACUACUUUGAGCGUAUUGAAAACCACUCUAAGUGCAUUGCCGUCAUCAAUUUGGCAUAAUAGGAAACUUAGUGAACUUAUUCUAACAGUCUCAAACAAUUUUGAAAAGUUAUCAGAUGAAGCAGGAAUGGGGUCGAUUACAACACUGAACCAUUCUGAGUGUGUGAAGCACAAUGCAUGCCAUACCCACCACAACUUUGGCAACUUAUCGUCUUUAGAAGAUUUAUGGUUAAGUGGAAUUAAUGAUGUGAGCUUGAUUGAAAACAUCCAAAACCUUUCACUGCUGAAAGUACUUUACCUGAUAAAUUGUCAAAACCUUGUGUCUCUGCCACAACUUCCACCAUCAUUGGCUGUGCUACGUUUAAAGGAUUUAAGGGAACUCGUGUCUCUGCCACAACUUCCACCAUCACUGCAAAUGCUUAAGUUAGUUGAUUGUAGGGAACUCGUGUCUCUGCCACAACUUCCACCAUCACUGCAAAUGCUUAAGUUAGUUGAUUGUAGGAAACUCGUGUCUCUACCACAGCUUCCACCAUCUGUGACAUAUGUGAAAGCCAUUAACUGCACUCUUCUAGGGACAGAUUUCACUCAACGGAUAGCAUUACAACACAUGUUGAGUCACUCACUGAGCCUUAACUUCGGUACGUUUUUCAUGUUCCCAGGAGACCAUGUGAUUGACAAGUAUGAGUUUCAAAAGGCAGGGAAUUCAAUAACUAUUCCUUACCUCUCACCGUCUAACUUGUGUGGUUUCAUUUCUUUCGUCAUUCUUUACAAGGGGUCACACGAUGGUUGGGCUUCGUUUUCUGUCUAUCAAGAUGACAAAACGGUCUGCGUCCACGAUGACCCAGUAUACGAAAGUUUAAGUUCAGAUCACAUUUUAUUUUAUUAUUUUAAACUGGACGAUCUUUCCAACAACGUACAAUUGAAAUUUGAAUUUCAUUUCUAUGGCAUGUAUAUUAGUAAAGAUUUCACUCAAGAGAGAAUAAAAGAGUGUGGAGUCUUCCCAGUGUAUGCCCCAAGCAUGGAAAUUGGAGUUGGAGCAUCUAAUGCUGAAAAUGAAAUGGAAUCCUCUUCUCAAAUCAAUAAUAAUGAGUCACAGCCUAGUGAAAAUGGAGAUGCAGUUGGAAUUCAAGUUGAAGGCUCUAAUAAUAAAAAUGGAUUGGAGUCCAUCACUCAAAUAUGUGAGAAUGAGUUACAACAUGAAUUGACUAGAGUUGAAGGCUCUAAUAUUGAUAAUGAAUUGGAGUGGGAACAACUUCGUCAUGGGAUUACUGCAUUCUGUUCUUCAUUGUUUUCUAUUGAAAUGUUUAUGGAGAAUAUUGUUGAGUAUGAGCUCUAGCAUGGUGGAAUAGUGAAAGCAAUAUUCAGAACUCUUUGGUGGUCUAUUUCACGUCAUUUACAAAUAAAAAGAGAUUAUUUAUUCUACCGCAGAUGAGUGAUAUCAAACUAUGAUGGUAAUGAGUUUAUGAUUCAAAAUAAGAAAACCUUUCUUUGCUUCUUGUCAAAUAAGAUGAGUGAUAUCAAAUUAUGAUGUGCUAGAAAUAUUUUAUAAUAAGACUUAUUUUUUAUCAGAGGAGCAUAAUAUAAU